Molecule: messenger RNA, 1954 nt
Organism: Rhodofomes roseus
Lineage: Eukaryota; Fungi; Basidiomycota; Agaricomycetes; Polyporales; Fomitopsidaceae
Product: cytochrome P450
Exons: 12
Coding region: 115-1722 (535 amino acids)
Molecular function (GO): monooxygenase activity; heme binding; iron ion binding
Source: RefSeq, a predicted model, not a curated record
CAACAGGUGAGUCAAGUACAGCGUCGGCAAUUAGCUACCACGCAGUCUCGGCUGCGAUGCUAUACUUAUGAUGUUUCGAGGGAUGCAAGUGGGCAUCUGCUCUACAUCGUCGUGAUGUUGACAUUGCACGGUCUCUUCGCCUUCGAACUCGUAUGUUACUUGACUGUAACACUGCUGCUGGUCCGGCUGUUCUUUGAUCAUCUCCACCGGCGAACACAAGAAACCUCGUUCAAUGGCCCACCCAGCCCAAGUUGGCUGUUCGGAGUGAGCAAGCUACUCGCGCAGUCAUCUGACUCAGCCAGCCUGUACGAACGAUGGUCGGAGAAGUAUGGCCUCGUAUACACAAUAUCGGCGACAUUGGGCAAGUCGUGCCUUGUUCUAUGUGACCCGAAGGCUGUUCAACACUUCUACUCCGGCGACACAUAUGGGUACGUGCAGACGUCCGCAACAAGGGCUUUGGUCAAAAGUAUGUUCGGACAUUGCGUCCUUUGGGCAGAAGGCGCAACACACAAAAGGCAUAGGAAGGCCCUGGUACCCGCCUUCAGUCCUGCAGCAAUCAAAGCAAUGUUGCCUAUCUUCUAUGAUUCCGCACACAAGGUGAAGUCUGCAUGGGACAGCAUUCUCGCUGCAGAAGCCCCGGAUAGCAACUCGACGAUCAUUGACGUCCAGGAGUGGAUGAACCGGGCCUCUUUUGACACGUUCGGAAUCGCCGGCUUCGGACACGACUUUGGCACGCUACGCGGAGAGCCAUCCACUAUCUUUCGCAUCGUCGAUGCGUUCAUAACUAUGCGCCCGGGGUUGGCCGGCAGUCUGCAAAUUGUUCUUGGAUUGGUCUUUCCGUGGACCCUGAAAUUACCUACGGCAUUCCGCCGCCUUGGAGACCAGCUCGAUGCCAACUUGGGUGAGAUUGCAAGAGAAGUACUCGCUUCGUCGCGUACCGACGAAGGCACCGAAGGCAAUACCGGAGAUCGGUCUAUCAUGGGUGUUCUUCUGAGGGCCGAGAAGAGUGACUCUCAAAUGAACAUGUCAACCAACGAAAUCCUAGCACAGAUGAAGGUCAUGAUGAUAGCCGGAUACAUAACUACUGCGAACUGUCUGAUGUGGUGUCUCGUCGAGCUCGCUCAGAAGCCCGAGCUACAGAACAAAUUACGACAAGAGGUCUCACAGAUCCCGUGUGAGGACGCAACAUGGGACCAACUCGUUGAUGGGCUGCCGUACCUGGACGCUGUCAUACACGAGACGUUGCGUCUUCAUCCACCGAUGGGCGAGACAACCCGCGUAGCAACCGCGGACGACAUUAUUCCCCUUUCGUAUUCUACGAAGACAGCAACAGGCGCAGUCACCGAUCGUAUCUCCGUGUCCAAAGGCCAGCUCAUCACCGUUCCCAUUCACACGAUGAACACCUCGUGUAGAUUCUGGGGUUCAAACGCGAAGGAGUUCCAUCCUGAACGUUUUCUCGGGGACAAGUCCGGUAUCAUGAAGGACCUCCCAGGACACAAGCAUAUCCUUACAUUCGUCUACGGACCACGAAUGUGUUACGGGAGGAACUUCGCGAUAACGGAGAUGAAGGCGAUGCUGGCUGUCCUUGUGUGUAGCUUCGCGUUCGAGAUGGUGGAUGGGCCAAAUGCCGAGGUCGGCGUCAUCGGUGGUCUUUUAUCUGUGCCCGUCAUUGCUGAUGGAGACGGGAAGACGAUCCCUCUGCGAGUGCGACGGCUUGAAUGAGCAAUCCGAAAACUAUCAUAGAGCUUCCUAACGUAAUACUUCAGACUUCUAGAUACUAUUCACAUAUGAUAUUCGUAGCUGCCGCUGGUGUCGGACACAUCAUAGAGAGCGUAUGAUCUAGCACCAGCAUCGUGCACUUCGUGUCGGGCAGACGCGUAUAGUGACGAACUCGUAACUUAGCCGUGUGCACGCAUUCUGAUCGACAAUUAGAUGCAGUCGAGCCCAGCCGUAU